AUGACCUCACUGCCCACUGGAACCCCCGGGGACCCCGAUUUGUUUUCUGGGCUGCCGCCAGCCGGCUCCACUCCAGGCAACCAGAGCGCAGAGGCCUCGGAGGGCAACGGGUCGGUGACAGUCCCCCGCGCUGCAGCAGUCACGCCCUUCCAGAGCCUGCAGCUGGUGCACCAGCUGAAGGGGCUGAUCGUGAUGCUGUACAGCAUUGUGGUGGUCGUGGGGCUGGUGGGCAAUUGCCUGCUUGUGCUGGUGAUCGCGCGCGUGCGCCGGCUGCACAAUGUGACCAACUUCCUCAUCGGCAACCUGGCCUUGUCCGACGUGCUCAUGUGCGCCGCCUGCGUGCCUCUCACGCUGGCCUAUGCCUUUGAGCCUCGCGGUUGGGUGUUCGGUGGAGGCCUGUGCCACUUGGUUUUCUUCCUGCAGCCGGUCACCGUCUACGUAUCGGUGUUCACACUCACCACAAUUGCUUUGGACCGCUAUGUCGUUCUGGUGCAUCCGCUACGUCGGCGCAUCUCACUGAAGCUCAGCGCCUACGCUGUGCUGGGCAUCUGGGCGCUAUCCGCGGUGCUGGCGCUGCCGGCCGCAGUGCACACCUACCAUGUGGAGCUCAAGCCCCACGACGUACGCCUGUGCGAGGAGUUCUGGGGCUCACAGGAGCGCCAGCGCCAGCUCUAUGCCUGGGGGCUGCUGUUGGGCACCUAUUUGCUCCCCCUGCUGGCCAUCCUCCUGUCCUACGUCCGGGUGUCGGUGAAGCUGCGGAACCGCGUGGUGCCUGGCAGCGUGACCCAGAGCCAAGCUGACUGGGACCGAGCGCGUCGCCGCCGCACCUUCUGUCUGCUGGUGGUGGUGGUAGUGGUGUUUGCCGUCUGCUGGCUGCCGCUGCACAUCUUCAACCUGCUUCGGGACCUGGACCCCCGUGCCAUCGACCCCUACGCUUUCGGGCUGGUGCAGCUCCUCUGCCACUGGCUGGCCAUGAGCUCUGCCUGCUACAACCCCUUCAUCUACGCCUGGCUGCAUGACAGCUUCAGAGAGGAGCUGCGCAAAAUGCUGCUCUCCUGGCCUCGAAAAAUUGUGCCCCAUGGCCAGAGCAUGACCGUCAGCGUGAUCAUCUGAUGUCACCCUGCCAGUCCUGAGCUGGGGAGCUUCGUAUCCCUUAGCCCACAUGAGACCUAAUUCCCAGCACCAGAG
Molecule: messenger RNA, 1188 nt
Organism: Microtus oregoni (creeping vole)
Lineage: Eukaryota; Metazoa; Chordata; Mammalia; Rodentia; Cricetidae
Gene: Prlhr
Product: prolactin releasing hormone receptor
Exons: 1
Coding region: 1-1113 (370 amino acids)
Biological process (GO): G protein-coupled receptor signaling pathway
Cellular component (GO): neuron projection; plasma membrane
Molecular function (GO): neuropeptide Y receptor activity; neuropeptide binding
Source: RefSeq, a predicted model, not a curated record